AUGGACGUGGGCAUCCACUGCACGUUCGGUGGCUGGAUACGGUAUGACGGCAACACUAUUACUGCCGAUAUAUGCGAGGCUUCUGGUGAAGUUCCCUGCACUACCAAACGGAACUUGGCUCAGCUGAGGCGGUUGUGGGCUAAACAUGUCUUGACGCAGCCGAGCUCAAGCCAGCAACAAACAUCCGACGGCCAGAACAGCACCGCAAUUUGGGACAAAGCAGCCAUGGAUAAAGUAUACGAGAUGAUUGAUACAGCAGUCGCACGGUCUGCGGCCAAGAAGAAAGGUGGCGUUGGCAGCGAGAAGGUAUUUGGACAGGGUUCGGGGGGCUGGUCGGGCAUGUCUGAGGACGGCGUGGUGCUGAAGCGUGACUCGGGGCUAAAAAACGUUGGCCACUAUGCUGAAGGAUGCGAUAAGGAGCCUGGAGGCAUUUUCCAGUCGGGAGACUCCGAAGUGUGGAUGACGUGGAAUGGGUGGUCUACACUAAGCACCAGAGAUGGCAGAUGGCGCCCGAGUUAUCAUUUGGAGAUUCUGCUCCUGCAUCUCACCACUGUGAUCGACUUUGGACUUACAAGGGCUAGAUUUCGGGAGCGUCAAGCAAGAUGGGCAUGUGCCACUGAAUGGGCGUGGCUAGACACGCCAUUGGACGUGCCUCAAGAGUUCAUGGACGCGAUGCGAACGGACGCCUCUGAGAUGAUUAGGAGAGAAAAGCUGCGGGCGCAAGACUUGAAUCCGCACAAAUUUGCGCCCGAAGACGCCGGCACGAAACAGCAGCGACUGCAGAGACUUCACGAUCGCGCAGCUCAUGUGGCCGCGUAUCACACGGCCGGUCAAGGGCUUGACACGGGGCGUGGACUGUUGGCUGCGUGGGCCUUGCUCCUCCCGAAUGACAUGAUAGACUAUGAAAGGGAUGUUCUUUGCGGCGAAAGUAACAACAUGAUCCGCAGCUUCACCAGCAGCCAGCAGAUUGUCGACGCUAGUGCCUGGUUGCUCAGGGGUCUCUUGUGGUCGUUUCUCAACUCCGAUUUCGAUCUUGCCGAUGUGUUUGUUGGUGUUUUGGCAUUUAAUGCCGCAUAUUGGCGAUAUAACACGGCAAAGUUCGUCAUUUACGAGGCAAGGAGUAUCCGCAACGUCCGACCGACCACGCCUCGGGAAAUCAGUGAUGUUGCAGAAAUAUUAGCUACCAGGAACGCGGUAAGUGUCAACGAAGCUGAAACAUAUGGUGACAUAUACCAGGUCUUGGAGAAAAGGGUCCGAGCAGCGUACGACGGCUGCACAUGCGUGGAGUUUCCCGAGGGACACGAAGCGAGCAAACUGCUUGCAGCGGUGAUGAAUGAGGGCGGUGGCGAUGAACUUGAGCACCGCCUCUUGGCCGCAAUCAUUUCCCUCAACAACGGGGCUAACUCGGGGGACAUCAGGUGUGAGUGUGGCAUGGACCUCCUGAUGUAUGAGGGCUUCGUGCGGUUCUUUCAUCCAGACCAGGGACUUGUUGCUCGACUCCAUUACCGCUCCGGUAAUCUUGACAAGGGAAACACCAUCGUCGACCUUAUCCCACCCGCCCACUGGGACCAAGACACCAUCAGUGACGAUUUCGCCUUGGAUCAUACAACAAUCCCGCUCUGCCCUGCCGGCGACGACGAAGACGACAACGAUAGCGACAACUUCUUUCUGGGAGCAUUUGCCGACACCGACUUUUCCUCUCCGUCCACCUACCCUCCAUUCACAACAAACCCGCCCGCGAGCGAGCAACCACCGCCGGACCGGGCUACAUUUCAGCUCCAGCAGACGGCUCGCACCAACAACAACCCUGGUCCAGAGCCGGCCCCCGUCCGCCAGACGUCAGCCUGUACCCGAACCUCUGCGGCGCCCUCACGACCUACACCGCGGUUCAGUCCGUCAGGCCCAGGAGAAUCGCAAAACACCUCGUUUACCACGGACCACGGCGACGACUCAUCCCCAUCACAAAGCUCUCACCCGGCCUUCUCAAACAAGAUGCCGCCGCCGCCAUCUCGACUUCAGCAUUUGCUCAACGAUACUGACGCCCCAUCAAUUAGUAAACGCAUGAGGACAUCGCAGCCCGGCGCCGACGCUGUAAACACGGCUUCCGCAGGCUCGUUAGCCACGCCAUCGGCACCCUUUGACGACGACGACGACGACUUGUUUGGAGAGGAUCGUACCACGCAAGGCUCCGAAUUAGUCGAGGGCGAAGACCUCACGACCAUAGACUUGACCGAGGCCAACAAGGUUCCAGAAGGCUUGAAGAAGCCGGAACAAGAUAACCGCACCAAGAUAUCCAAGUUCCAGUGUGUCAUCUGCAUGGAUGAUGCCACGGCCAUCACUGUUACUCACUGUGGCAAGUCUUGA
This is a messenger RNA of Metarhizium album ARSEF 1941, 2364 nucleotides long. RefSeq lists its product as uncharacterized. The record is from RefSeq and is a predicted model, not a curated record. NCBI's taxonomy places the organism in Eukaryota, Fungi, Ascomycota, Sordariomycetes, Hypocreales, Clavicipitaceae. The transcript is spliced from 2 exons. Bases 1 to 2364 code for a protein of 787 amino acids.